Chilo suppressalis (striped riceborer) is the source of this 660-nucleotide messenger RNA. NCBI's taxonomy places the organism in Eukaryota, Metazoa, Arthropoda, Insecta, Lepidoptera, Crambidae. The record is from the annotation of a GenBank genome assembly.
AUGCCGCGCCGCCACUGCCCGCCGGGUACCCAAGGCGCGGUCUUUUUGCCCUCUAUGCUGAACGUGCCGGACGUGACUCCAUUCACGGCUGUGCUGAAGUUCGCAGCGGAGGAGUUCCGCGUGGAGGCAGCCACCAGCGCCAUCAUCACGGACGACGGCAUCGGCAUCAACCCCAAUCAGACCGCGGGGAACGUAUUCCUGAAGCAUGGCUCCGAACUAAGACUUAUCCCGAGGGACAGGAAUGCGUCGAUCGGCGUAUAUAAGCGCGAUUGGCGCCUCGCAGAGACAGUUGAGUUUCAACAGCGAUUUCGGAGCAAAUCCAAAGGCGAUCAAAGUGCAACAAAAGUAAUCCAGUGCAAUAGUUUAGCCGUUGAAAAUUUUAACACCAAGUGGACAGAUAGAUGUGGCCGAAAGCACAUAAAUAAUUUUAAACUUAAAUGCUCUGAUGACUACAAUAAUAAAAGAAACAAAUUAAUCACUAUCUCCAUCAAUUCAAUUCAAUCUAGCCGCAUCAGAGGCUCCACAGCCCUCAGGAAUGACUUCUCGAACUCCAUACUGGAGAACCGAUCCACUGCAGCUCUGCAAACAAAUAUUAAAUUAGUUAUAUUAUGUAUACAGGAUGUCCCACGGCUACCUCACACGGAGGGAAAGCUUAAUUAA